CACGAGCGAAACCGAACCAAAUAGUAUGUGAGCAACUCAUUUCCUGCGUUGAUGCAUGCGAUCGGUGCGCAACUUACUGAGUUCAAACCAUCAGUAACAAACGCCGUAAAAACCGCUGUCGCGGCAAGGGUCGAUUGUUCUUAAAAAGGAAAAAGUGGUCCGAGAGGUGAGUGAACAUGGAGACGUUCCGACGCACUUUUAAAACUACGUCCUAUCCAGCUCGAAAUAUGCUAUCAAACAGUAGCUCCGCACUUUUUCGACGCUCACGCCGAGCUGGCAUUGAUGGUGCUGACUGUGGCGUCGUUCCUAGUGAGGACGAAGAAAAUCAGUUUCAUUCAUCACGGAAGGAAGGGAAUGCCCAAUGUCCACGAAAGCCUUCCUACACAAUCCUCUGGAACUGGCGGUGGCGAGUCAGCGCGAAACGACGAGUCGCCAGGAUCAUUACAGUGGUCUGCGUUUUCAUUCUACAGCUCUGCUUUCUAAUUAUCGCUGAACGGCGUGUGGUGGUUUUUGGAACGCUCGAUCUAUCGCCUGUCGUAUAUCACGUCGCACGUCGCACGGGACUUUGCGUGUGGCAGCACGAGUUUGCCUUCCUACCAGCGCCGUCACUUGUGUCCUCGUGCAAAUGCAAGUUCGAUUUUUGUACCGUAACGCACGAGGGUGGCGAAGGGACGCUGUAUCGGGGCAAGUGCUGCAAUUCCAGCGACGGUACAGGUGAUCCGGGAGAAAUGCAACGCUCAGUCUUGUUCAAGUCCACCAAGAUAUCGAAUCGACGGUCAGCCUGGACCGAAGCAGAUGCAACCCGUACCUUUACAGCAACAAACAAAUCAGACUUGCUGCUUUUAGAUUCUGGCCUGAAUUACCUUAUUCUGACCGAGUUGGCCGAGUAUGAGUUCCUGAAUGUACGCAAACUCAUGAAUGCUAGACAAAUGGACUUUUCCACGGUCUUGGUGCUGCUUCUUAAGCAGGUGGGGGCGCAACUAGUAGAAUUGCAUCGAGCUGGCUAUCUUCACUUGGAUGUAUCCAGACUAAACAUUCUCCAGCACAGCUAUGACCAGUCGCAGGCAGCCGCUACCAAAACCACCUUCCAAUUGAUCGACCUCAGUGGCGCUCAACCCAUGCACCAAUGGCGUCGUAUUAUCCACGGCAUGUACUACGAUAUGAAGCGCUUUCACCUUCCAAAAUUGCCCGAUUUGGCCUGUCUCGUGGCGGAUGAUCCCGAUGCCCGUGACUUUUCGGCGCAACAAGAAUACUGUCGUGUUCGCAGAAUAGAAGGUAGUUCAGCGCGCCUGUGUCCCGGUCUCGUGGACUUGUAUCCCCUCGGUAUAUUAGGGCUUGACUUAGUGCUUCGUUUCCUGGGAGAGGAGAGCAUUGCAAAGAGACCAACAACUUCUUUUCCAUUGAGUAACAACACAACUCAAGGAUUCGCUUGGAUCGUAGAACAAAGGCAAGCACACGUUGCGGCUUGGCACCGGUUGGACCAACGGCUAGUCCAGCCACCAAUGGGCUCCUACCGGAAGGCACUGCGACUGAUUGGAGACGUGAUGUUAAUUUCUGCUCCCACCAAUGAAACCGCUAAUGAAUUUGCUGCGUCUUUGUGUGCCUUUUCUACAAUGUCCGGGUAG
Messenger RNA from Phaeodactylum tricornutum CCAP 1055/1, 1625 nucleotides. RefSeq lists its product with no specific name. The coding region runs from base 177 to 1625 and encodes 482 amino acids. The transcript has a single exon. The record is from RefSeq and is a predicted model, not a curated record. NCBI's taxonomy places the organism in Eukaryota, Bacillariophyta, Bacillariophyceae, Surirellales, Neidiaceae.